AUCAAACCGUUUUCAAUUAUGCGAGAAAUAAACAAAAAACCCGUCUCAGACUGAAGCAUCUAAGUGCAAUGAAAUUUACUAAGAAAAAGCUUUGAUAAAUUCUACAAACCUGUUCGAUUAGUUGAAUUGAGAAUUAGUUCCGUUGAAAAUUCACACCGAGAUGUUAGGCGGUAUAACAUUUUUAUAUUUUAUAUUCGGGAUAUUAACAUCAAUUCAGGGACACGAGGAAUGCGGAAAACUGCUGGAAAGUCAGCUCUACGAUCGGAAUGAGAUAACGUCACCGGAUGAGUACACCUGGAUUGGGCGAGUGGGCUAUGAGAAUUCAGGUGAAGCCACCACCGAGUUUCAUUGUCUUGCGGUGCUGAUCAACCAGCGAUAUGCAAUUCUUCCCGCCCACUGUGUGCUAAACAUACCGAAGGCCGAUGCCUCAUUUAUAGUUUUUGGAGACUGGCGGGCACAAAGAAACUUUACUGACGGGGAUUGUCGCCAAGUGAAGGACUUAACCCAAUGCAGCAUAUCGCCACAGACUUUGGACAUUGAGGAACUGGUGGUGCAUCCCCAAUACAGAUCAGCUGCUACUCUGGAAGGCCUUAACUAUAAUAUCGCACUAGCCAAACUGCAGGGGAUCGUGGAGUUCUCGUACUUUGUGCAGCCCAUCUGUUUGCCACCCGCAGGUGACGAUAAGGACAAACAUAUUGGCCAGAGGUUGGAGCAGGCCGGAUUCUAUAGGCCAGAAGAUUUGGUUCAAGACUGGCGGGACCAAUUUCAGUUGAAGGAUUUAGUUAGUGAGUGGCGGGUCAAGAAACAGGUGCAAAUGGCCAGCCUGCAGUUCUGCAGUUCGAAAAUUUGGAACCGACCACUUUCCGAGAAUCAUAUGUGUUCGGUGGGCGAUACCGGAAACGAUUUUCUUUGGGGAUCGCCUCUGAUGGCCUUCGAGGUGUUCGACGGCAAGCCGAGGAACUUCUAUCUGGUGGGCAUAAAAAUCAGUUCCAUUGCGGGACCUAGUGAUGAUCUCGACUCAUCCCUGUUUACGCGCAUCCUACCAUUUAGGAGUUGGGUUUUGAAAAAUAUUAAAUCUAACUAAGAAACAACUGUAAACCCAAGGCAUUAUUUAGCUAGAAAUACAUUGAAACCAUCUCAACUGAA
Molecule: messenger RNA, 1146 nt
Organism: Drosophila takahashii
Lineage: Eukaryota; Metazoa; Arthropoda; Insecta; Diptera; Drosophilidae
Product: phenoloxidase-activating factor 1-like
Biological process (GO): proteolysis
Molecular function (GO): serine-type endopeptidase activity
Source: RefSeq, a predicted model, not a curated record